Aspergillus vadensis CBS 113365 is the source of this 959-nucleotide messenger RNA. RefSeq lists its product as uncharacterized. Gene Ontology annotation, molecular function: DNA-directed DNA polymerase activity; deoxycytidyl transferase activity. The transcript is spliced from 3 exons. Lineage: Eukaryota; Fungi; Ascomycota; Eurotiomycetes; Eurotiales; Aspergillaceae. The record is from RefSeq and is a predicted model, not a curated record. Bases 45 to 959 code for a protein of 304 amino acids. Gene Ontology annotation, cellular component: nucleus. Gene Ontology annotation, biological process: error-prone translesion synthesis; error-free translesion synthesis.
CACUUCUUCCUCACAACUCUCUCCACAGAAGAUACUACUCUGCAAUGCCACCCCCCUCCAAACCUCCCCUCCUCCCAACAAACCACCUCACCUUCGACACCUGGAACUCCUCCUCAACAGGCCACCAAGUCGCCGACCCCGGAUCCUCCCGCGGAAUCACCUCAUGGCGCGAGACCCGACGAGAGAAACUCACCAGACAGUUUGGGGUGGGCAGGGGGGAUUGUACAUAUGACAGCAGUGAGGGGGAGAGUAAAGGGGAGUGGGUUGUGACCCAGAUACCCGCAGAAUUGCAGAAGCAGCAGCAGCAGAGGGAUAUACGGAGUAUGUUUGGGGUGUCGAAACCGAAACCAAUUCCUCCAUCACAAUCUACUAUAUCUAUGAUAGAUGCAACGUCAUUGAAUGAUUAUGAAAGUAAGAAGAGGAUAAGAGUUGAUCAAGACGAUAAUGGGAUUAAAAUACCACACACAGAAUCAAAAUCAAAAUCAGAACCACGGAAACAGAAUAAUACAUCUACAUCUACAUCUACAUCUACCAUCUUCUCCUCCCUAACCAUUCACAUAAACGGCCAAACAACACCCACCGUCUCAGACCACAAACUCAAACAUCUUCUCAUCUCGCACGGCGCAAACCUCUCGCUUCAUAUGCAUCGUGGAGUUACGCAUGUUAUUUUGGGGGAACCUAAUACUCCGUCUUCAUUGUCAUCAUCAUCAAUAAAAUCAGGAAUAAAGGUAGCAGGGGCAGGGGGUGGGUUAGCAGCUGGAAAGUUACAAAAGGAGAUACAGCGGGGUGGGUGGAAGGGGGUCAAGUUGGUGAGGGUUCAGUGGGCUAUGGAUAGUAUAGCAGCAGGGAAACGUCUCUCCGAGGCGAAAUAUGCUGUUCAGUUGCGGACGAACCAGAAGAGUGUGCUUGCAUUUACAACGUCUACAGCUACCUCAAAUACCAUUUCAUCACUUUCAUAA